AUUAACCCAGAUCCGUUAAAUAGUAUGAACUGGUUCCAAACGGCGACGUAUUUAAACCUGAUGAAAACUUGAGCGUCACUCCCUUGUCUCAUCUCUCACUUCAAUCGGUUCUGGAUUGUGUCUGUCUGCUAGCAUGGCAACAAAGAUUAUUGCUGCUAGGUUUGCAUCUAGAAGGCUAUUUAGCAGUGGUAGUGGCAAAAUACUUAGUGAGGAGGAAAAGGCUGCAGAAAAUGCUUAUUUUAAGAAAGCUGAGCAAGAGAAGUUGGAGAAGCUUGCUCGAAAGGGCCCUCAACCUGAAGCAACGUCAACUGCUGGCUCAGGGGGUUCAGUAACUGAUGCUAAACCAAGUUCAUCAGGAGCCACAGGAACUUCAGCUGACAAAGUCUCAACUGACAAGAACCGGAAUUAUGCAGUUGUAGCUGGUACUAUAACAAUUAUUGCUGCUAUGGGGUGGUACCUUAAAGGCACUGCAAAGAAGCCAGAAGUGCAGGAUUGAAGAUUUCAAUGGUGCAUGUACUCGGUGGUUUUGGUAGAAGAAGCAGUCACACAAAUGAAUAACCCCACACCAACUCUGUUUUUGUUCCAUGAUACUUCUACUGUGAUUUGCUUCUAUCAUAUUACUAAUGUUUUAAAGAUGACUUUUGUAGAUACUACUUUUGCAUGAGGAACUUCAUAAUUCAGUUUCUCGACUGUUGUUCUAAACUUCUGAUGUCAUAUGACUGACCAUUUAUAUUGGCCCUUUGUUGGCAUGGUGAGACAGUGAAGAAAAGAAGUUUAAGAUGUUACUAGAUUUUACGGACUUGGUUUAUAACAGGCGUGAGAGAGGACGAAAUAAUGUCUCUGGAAUUACCACAGAUAGUAGUGACACCAUGUAAUAUAAUGCUUGA
Gastrolobium bilobum is the source of this 887-nucleotide messenger RNA. RefSeq lists its product as uncharacterized. Bases 134 to 496 code for a protein of 120 amino acids. NCBI's taxonomy places the organism in Eukaryota, Viridiplantae, Streptophyta, Magnoliopsida, Fabales, Fabaceae. The record is from RefSeq and is a predicted model, not a curated record. The transcript has 4 exons.